CUUUGCUAAUGAACGUAGCUGGUUGAGAACGCCGCGAUAGCUCCGGAAUCCGGACGAUGCAUUAGAUCAUAGUCGGUGACACUCUCAGCCCGUAGACGAGAGUGAAAGGGUGGCAAGAUAGCGCGGCGGAAGGAAGCUCGCUCGGGGCGUGAUUUUAGCCAUACCUACGUGCAUGUGAUUCAGAGUAAAUAGUAGAACAAACUGAGAAGCAAAAACAAAAAUAGAGUGCAAAAUGAAAAAUAUGUGGAUAAUUUUCCUGAUCAUCGGCCUGCUGGUCUUGGCUUUGCUGGUUCUGCUAAUUAUGGCAGCGCGAUAUCAGCGCGAUUACUGGCGCUUUCGGGGCAUUCCGCACGAGAGGCCGAAAAAGCUGUGGCCCGUCAUGAAGCAGAUAAUGACGCAGACGCUCAGCACGGAGGCGAUGAAGGCGUCCCAUUACUCGGCCCUCUACAGCAAGUUCAAGGGCAGCGGUCCCUUCUGCGGCUUCUACGCGCUGCUCCAGCCGCGCGCCUUGAUCCUGGACCGGGAGCUCAUCCGGCAGAUUAUGAUUAAGGACUUUUGGAACUUCAAUGAUCGGGGCAUGUACUGCAAUCAGAAAUCGGAUCCCUUGUCCGGGGAUCUGUAUGCCUUGAGGGGUGAGAGCUGGAAGGAGAUGCGCCAGAAGCUGGAUCCCAGCCUGGAGGGGGAUCGCAUGUCCUGGCUGUAUGGCUGCCUGUACGAGGAGGCGGCUCAGCUGCUCCUGGUUGUGAGCACCACGCUGAUGAAGCAGCCUCACUCCACGCUGCACAUCCAGAAGAUCAUGCGGCGGUACGUCUUGUCAGCCCUGGCCAAGUGCGUCUUUGGCCUGGACUCGCAGCAGAGGCUUAAGUAUCCCUUGGAUGACUUUGAGCAGAUGACCGAGAUGGCUUUGAAUAGCCACAAGCAUGGCUACCUCAUGAACCUGAUGAUGAUACGGUUCCCCAACUUCUGCCGGCUGCUUCGAAUGCGUCGCACGCCCAAGCAGGCGGAGACCUACUUCUUGGGUCUCCUCAACGACAUUGUGGAGCAGAGGGAGAACUCGGGUGUUCGUCAGCAGGACUAUCUGCAGCUCUUGAUUGAGGUCAAGGCCCUGGAGCUGAUAACGCACCAGUACGAGGCAGACAAGGAGCUGAAAACGCAUCUUCAGAACGAGCUGGCUGCCCAUGCGGUGGUGUUCCUCAAGGCUGGCUACGAGCAGACAGCCAAUACCUUGUCCUAUAUCCUCUAUGAGCUGGCCUCGCACACGGACCUCCAGACACGAGUCAGGGAGGAGGUGAAGAAGGCCAUGGAACGUUUCGAGGGUAACCUGAGCUACGAGUGCAUCCAGUCGCUGACCUUUAUGGGUCAGGUGAUAAGCGAAACCCUGCGAAUGCAUCCCAUCACCCCGUACAUCCUGCGACGCACCCUCAACGACUAUCCCGUGCCGGAUCACCCCAAAUAUGUGCUGGUAAAGGAGCUCUUCCUGAUCAUACCCACGCAUGCCAUACACCACGAUCCGUACAUUUAUCCGGAUCCGGAUCAGUUCAAGCCCGAUCGCUGGGGCGGACCAAGGGACUCGCUGCAGGAGCAGGGCACCUGGUUUGGCUUUGGAGUUGGGGCUCGCAGCUGUAUUGGCAUCCAGUUUGCCCAACUGCAGCUUCGUCUGGCUUUGGCCUUGCUCCUAUCAGAGUACGAGUUCACUUUGAACUCGAGGAAGCCGCUGGUUAACCUGGAGGAUGGAAUAGCGCUAACCCUGACCCCACUGGGAGUCAUAGAGCCGGGCACGGAGGAGAGGGCUGUAUAGGCUUCAGAACUGACAUAAGCUUAGUCUCUGGAAUGGUGAAAUUUAGGUGCUAUCUACUGGAUAUUCAUAAGAUACAAAAGUAUCUGUGAGAGAGCCAUUAUAAAUCUUUACUGACAAACUUGAAUCAAAUCUUUCUAUUUAAGCCCAAAAUAAGUUAAAGAGCAAAUAAUUAUUUGACCAGAAAAGACUUCCGGUAAAUUCAAUUAAAAGUGCAUACCAAAUGUGGAUAAGGCAGCGCUCGUUUUGGUAAUGGAAAAACACCUAUCUGGCCAAAGAGAUUAAGCUUAUGUCAGUAUACAGCAGAGCUUUAGCGUAAUGACAAAGAAUUUACUCCAUGAACAAAGUCUAGAAAGCAAUAUACAACUCAGAGCCAGGCAACUAACCAAAUGAAAUAAAUAUGUAAA
Drosophila serrata is the source of this 2202-nucleotide messenger RNA. It is a transcript of the gene Cyp317a1, whose product is annotated as Cytochrome P450 317a1. Lineage: Eukaryota; Metazoa; Arthropoda; Insecta; Diptera; Drosophilidae. The record is from RefSeq and is a predicted model, not a curated record. Gene Ontology annotation, molecular function: oxidoreductase activity, acting on paired donors, with incorporation or reduction of molecular oxygen; monooxygenase activity; heme binding.